Messenger RNA from Bursaphelenchus xylophilus (pine wood nematode), 1509 nucleotides. Lineage: Eukaryota; Metazoa; Nematoda; Chromadorea; Rhabditida; Aphelenchoididae. The record is from the annotation of a GenBank genome assembly.
AUGUCGGAUGAAAAAGCUCGAAAGAAGAAGAAAGAAAAGCCUGAAGACAAGUAAGUUCUCAAAACUCUACAGUAACCUUUAUUUCAGCCCGAGGCAAAGUAAGAAGAAAGAGAACGCGUCCAAGAAGAACAACGUUGUGAAGGUCAGGAAAGAAUCCCAUGAAAAGAUCUCUAAGGUCGGCACAGUUCCAGCCGUGGCUUCAUCUGAAACUCCUGAUCGUGCUAUCUUCGAUCCGAAUGAAAGACUGGAGUAAGUCUCAACAGUAUAGUAACUUCCUGUCUUUAGCCCACGUGAGCCACCUCUUCAUGAACAACAAGUUAAGAUGCUGAAGACCAUGGUGACAAACAUUAUGAAUGAUGGAAUAACAAAACUCAAGGAGGAAUAUGCGGCUCUCCACAAGUACAAGCCUCCAAAUGUGACGAAAGAAGCCCAGGGUGUGAACAAAAGGUUGAGUCGCUACAAGGACGUCGCUUGCUGGGAUCAGACCCGGGUCCGGCUAAUCUUCCCUCCAGAUAUGCCGAACGACUUCAUCCAUGCGAAUUACGUUAAUCACGAGUUAUUUGUGAAUCGAUUCAUUUGCACCCAAGGACCUAUGGAGCAUACUGUAGUCGACUUCUGGAGAAUGGUCUGGCAAGAACAUGUCACCGUAAUCAUCAUGCUCUGCCAAUGCUUCGAAUUGAAGAAGCCCAAGUGUGCUCAGGUGGGAAAGUGAUUGCAAUCUCUAUUGUUUUAGUAUUGGCCAACUGUUGUCAACACUCCGAAACAAGUCCAUCCAUUUGUGAUCACAGCGACCAACAUAGACAACAGCGAUCCAAAUGUGAUUGCCACAGAUCUCCAUGUUCAAUGUGGAGAUAUAAUCAGACAAGUAGAACAUCGUCAUUGGAUCACUUGGCCGGACAAGACGGUCCCCAAGAAUGGAGCUGUGGCUUUCCGCCUUCUUGCCCAUCCCAGAGAUUAUCGUUUCAAUCCGAGUGUUAUCCAUUGUUCCGCUGGAGUUGGUCGAACAGGAACUCUGCUGAUGAUUGAAUUGAUAAUACAGUAAGUAGAAGUGGUAAAACACUCUUCACAUUGCAGACAUGUUCUCAACGUGCGACCUAUCAGUAUUCCCGAGGUCUUGAAGGAGCUGAGAGGUCAGAGAAGUCAGCUGAUCCAGACAGAAGACCAGUAUGUGUUCAUUCACUUCGCUAUGGUACAGUAUGCUGUUCUGACCAAAGUGAUCACUAUGGGAGAUUGCAGGCGUAAGUGCAAACACCCUGAUGGUUAAAUUUUUUAGACUUUCUGCGGAGUUACGACAAAUACCUAAAACAAUGUCAAGAAGAAGUCGAAGCCAAGUUAGCGGCCAAAAAGAAGAAGAAGGCGACUGUUAAAGGUACCGUAAGAAAGAGAGAAUCGAAGGAAAAGGAAGAACCCGGAGGCGCCGCGGGAACCCAGAAUAAUCUGGUGAACGCCGUUGGUCAUGAUGAAGAUGAUGAACUUUCUCACGUUGAAAGCCCUGAACAUAAACCUUAA